CAAGAAGCAAAAGCGUGCGCCCGCGCCGAUUCGCCUCAUUCCAUUCCACUCCUUGCGAUUGGAUCAGUUCGUUCGUCUCGCUUUUUCGUUCAGUUGUUCACUCGCCCUCGUCGCGUUAACAUACUCUGCGUAACUCCUCGCAACAUGUUCCAGCAAACCAACAACACAUAAACCUUCCAAAAUGAAGCCAAAUCGGUUAUAACGUUUUUUUAAACCCAUUAUAUUUAGAUCGAAUAUUUUAUUUUUGUGAUAUUUAGUUAUUUAUCUUGUUAUUAUUUAUAUUCACAACCAUGGGUUCUUAAUAUUCUAUUUAGAUUUUUAUUACUUAAGAAAAUAGUGCUCAAGAAAAUCUCAUUCCAAAUCGCCCAGUUAAUAAUAUAUAGUCUGAUAGUAAAUAAUAUAAUUUGCAAUGACCGCAAAAACUCGUUCACAUUGGAAGGAAUAUGGAACAGCACUGUGUGCGACACUCAUUACUGCAACCGCAGGAACCUGCUUCGGCUGGCCUUCACCAACGCUGCCUUACCUAUACUCGGCGAACAGUUCAAUACCAACAUCAAAAGAUGAGGGAUCAUGGAUGGUUUCUAUAAUGAUCUUAUGUUCAGCACUAACGCCCAUUCCCUCCGCUUAUUUCGCCGAUCGCUUCGGAAGGAAGACGACGCUACUCCUCGGAGCGAUACCUUUCAUACUCGGCUGGGUGCUGGUCAUCGUAGCCAAAUCAGUAGCCAUUCUUUACGUGGCCAGAAUGUUUUCUGGUCUUGGUUACGGAAUAGUGUACACCGUUGCCCCAAUGUACACGGGUGAAAUAGCCACUAACGAAGUCAGAGGUGCACUCUCUACUCUUAUUACAUUAAUGAACAAGGUCGGUAUUCUUGCCCAAUACUGCAUCGGUCCCUUCGUAUCGAUGCGAACUCUAGCAGCCAUCAACAUGAUUCUACCCAUUUCGUUCGUAAUUACUUUCAUCUUUCUACCUGAAUCGCCUUACUACUACUUAAAAUUCGAACGAAGUGAAAGAGCGGAGAGAUCUCUCAGGAAAUUACGAAGUGGUGAUAUAAGAUUAGAACUUAAGAACAUAGAAAUCAGCGUACAGGAGGAUAUGAAGAACAGGGCCACGUGGUGUGAUCUUAUAUCAGAGGCCACUAAUAGAAAGGCUCUCUGGAUCAGCCUUGGAAUUUUCACCGUUCAGCAAUUCUGCGGCAGCGCUGCUGUAGUUGCAUAUGCUCAAGUUAUAUUCGCAGUCACUAAAAGCCACAUUAAGCCCUACCAGGAGUCGAUAAUCCUGGGAUGCGUGCAAGUGGCGACCUGUUGUUUAUCAGUGAUCCUAGUAGAUCGGCUUGGAAGGAAACCUUUGUUGCUAUUGUCGGCUCUUGGCGUUGGAUUAAUGAACGGGACCAUUGGAACAUAUUUCUACUUUUCAAACAAGGCUAAUAUGGACCAUCUUCAUUGGCUGCCUAUAACGGCUAUUUUAAUUUACAUAGUUUGCUACGCUAUUGGACUGUCGACGGUCCCUUAUGUGAUUAUCGGAGAAAUGUUCCCAACUAACGUCAAAUUGUAUGCGUCGUGCGUAGCUCAUAUCUACACUGGAAUUUCAAUGUUUGCGGUCCAAAAACUUUUCCAGGUAGUAUCGGAUGCUUGGGGUAUAUACACAGUAUUCUGGGGCUUCUCGGUGUUCUCCUUUCUGGGGCUAUUAUUCAUACUUGCGGUGCUGCCCGAGACCAAGGGGAAGUCGUUCGCGUGCAUCCAGGCCCAGCUGCGAAGAGACGUCGCACGAGACAACGCUAGCAAACUCAUGACCGUCGAGUAUUAAUACAGCUAGCUUAGCAUAGGCUUAAAUUAGGGAUCGAGUCGAAAUGAAACUUAAGUUAUCGAGUAAUUAAUGUAAUGAUAGUUUUACAUACGUACUUAGUGGUGUAAAUAUACUACGUCAUACGACUAGCCUAUAAAGGGGUAACAUGGAAAGUAUUGUGGGGAUGAGGUGCGAAGUCCCGGAGAAGGCGGUGAAGUCUUCGGGGUCGUAGUUGGCGGGCAAGGCGCGUGAUGACACGACCUUCGCGUAGAGCCGCGCCGAGUCCUUCGGCGUCCUCGUCCUAUUGGGACUGUUGAAAUCGACCAAGUAAAGACCGAAGCGGGACCUGCAAUUGCAUUUACAAACAUGAUGAGUGAAAAUAUAUCAAGAUUUGAGACAA
This is a messenger RNA of Vanessa atalanta (red admiral), 2183 nucleotides long. Its product is annotated as facilitated trehalose transporter Tret1-2 homolog. Bases 410 to 1804 code for a protein of 464 amino acids. NCBI's taxonomy places the organism in Eukaryota, Metazoa, Arthropoda, Insecta, Lepidoptera, Nymphalidae. The record is from RefSeq and is a predicted model, not a curated record. The transcript is spliced from 4 exons. Gene Ontology annotation, cellular component: membrane. Gene Ontology annotation, biological process: carbohydrate transport; transmembrane transport. Gene Ontology annotation, molecular function: sugar transmembrane transporter activity.